Scomber japonicus (chub mackerel) is the source of this 6556-nucleotide messenger RNA. It is a transcript of the gene cbl, whose product is annotated as Cbl proto-oncogene, E3 ubiquitin protein ligase. The record is from RefSeq and is a predicted model, not a curated record. NCBI's taxonomy places the organism in Eukaryota, Metazoa, Chordata, Actinopteri, Scombriformes, Scombridae. Gene Ontology annotation, molecular function: calcium ion binding; receptor tyrosine kinase binding; SH3 domain binding. Bases 615 to 3488 code for a protein of 957 amino acids. The transcript is spliced from 16 exons. Gene Ontology annotation, cellular component: membrane raft; plasma membrane. Gene Ontology annotation, biological process: negative regulation of epidermal growth factor-activated receptor activity; cell surface receptor signaling pathway.
AGCCCGCAGAGGAAGGCUGACACUGUCACACAGCCACUGAACUUCCCGUCAAGACAACACAGCACAGGCGAGAAAAAAGCUGCUGCUGCUGCUGACAAGAAAGAAAAAAAGGGGGAACAACAUCAAGAGAAGAGAAGAGGACACACACACUCUUCGGGUCCACAAGGCAAAGAAAACGGUGCCAUUGUCCUCCAGCUGAGGGGACGAGCAGAGGCAGGUCUGGUGCUCUGCUGCACGGCUCCCUGCAGAGAGUAGCCCGGCUAGCUGCAGCACGGAGCGGCUUGCACAGGCUGUGAGUGAGGGGCUUAUUUUAGCCACAAUCGGGACAUUUAUCGUAGGUUAACUGAUGGGAGCUUUUAUCCGAUAGUCAUCCAUCCCUUCCCUUCCCUUCCUCUACCCCCCCUCUCCUAUUCCCUUCCCCCCCUCACCACCGUCGGACCCUGGCUCGGAUCCGCCACUCGGGCGCUGUCCUCGCCGGGGGGUGCCGGAUCAUCACCACCAUCAUCUCCCGGUCCAGCUAACUCCCAGGAGGCGGCUCGGUGCGCCCCUGACCCCCCGGCCCCCUUUUCCUCGCCUGUCUGCCGGUGUGGCCGACCCCUAGCCGAGCCCUGAACAUGGCAGGGAACCUGAAGAAAGGCGGGGGGCUCAUCGGCAUGAUGAAGGAUGCCUUCCAGCCGCACCACCACCACCUCCACUCCCAUCACCAGCCCGGGGCCGUGGACAAAAAGACGGUAGAGAAAUGCUGGAAGCUGAUGGACAAGGUGGUGCGUCUGUGCCAAAACCCCAAAUUGGCCCUGAAGAACAGCCCCCCUUACAUCCUGGACCUGCUGCCAGACACCUACCAGCACCUGCGCACCAUUUUGUCCCGCUAUGAAGGCAAAAUGGAGACUCUGGGGGACAAUGAGUACUUCCGGGUCUUCAUGGAGAACCUAACCAAGAAAACCAAGCAGACCAUCAGCUUGUUUAAGGAAGGCAAAGAGCGCAUGUACGAGGAGAACUCUCAACCCAGGCGGAACCUCACCAAGCUGUCGCUGAUCUUCAGUCACAUGCUUGCUGAGCUGAAGGCCAUCUUCCCCAACGGUCUGUUUCAGGGUGACAACUUCCGCAUCACCAAGGCGGACGCUGCAGAGUUCUGGAGGCGCUCCUUCGGGGACAAGACCAUCGUGCCUUGGAAGGUUUUCCGUCAGUCUCUCCACGAGUUUCAUGCCAUCAGUUCCGGAUUGGAAGCCAUGGCCCUCAAGUCCACCAUAGACCUCACCUGCAACGACUACAUCUCUGUCUUUGAGUUUGACAUCUUCACUAGGCUAUUCCAGCCUUGGUCGUCCCUUCUGCGGAACUGGAACAGCUUGGCAGUUACUCAUCCCGGGUACAUGGCCUUCCUAACGUACGAUGAGGUCAAAGCACGGCUGCAGAAGUUCAUUCACAAGCCUGGCAGUUACAUCUUCCGACUUAGUUGCACACGGCUGGGCCAGUGGGCCAUCGGCUACGUGACAGCAGAUGGAAACAUCCUCCAGACCAUUCCCCACAAUAAACCCCUCUUCCAAGCUCUCAUAGAUGGCUUCAGGGAAGGAUUCUAUUUGUUCCCUGAUGGCCGGACCCAGAACCCUGACUUGACGGGACUGUGUGAGCCUUCGCCUCAAGACCACAUCAAAGUCACACAGGAGCAAUAUGAGCUGUACUGUGAGAUGGGUUCGACUUUCCAGCUGUGUAAGAUCUGUGCAGAGAAUGACAAGGAUGUGAAGAUUGAGCCCUGUGGUCAUCUCAUGUGUACCUCCUGUCUCACUGCCUGGCAGGAGUCAGAGGGUCAGGGAACGGGAUGUCCCUUCUGUCGCUGUGAGAUUAAGGGUACGGAGCCUAUCGUCGUGGAUCCUUUUGACCCCAAGGACAACAGUGGGGGCUCAUGCAGGGUCCUGUUCGGGGCUGAGGGUGCUCCAUCACCCAGCUAUGAUGAUGAUGACGAUGACAGACUUGAAGACCCCCACCUCAUGAUGAGCAAACUUGCCUGUACAAAGGUGGAGCGACCUCCAUCACCCAUGUCCACGGCUCCUCAGUCCUCUCUUCCUCCCGUUCCGCCCAGGUUAGACCUGCUACCGCACAGAUCUUCCAACCCCCCUGGUGCCUCCAGCCCUGGAGUCACCUCUAAGGCAGCAUCUCACCACAAAGACAAGCCUCUACCACUCCCCCCAGCGCUGAGGGAUCUCCCCCCUCCUCCUCCUCCAGACCGCCCCCACGCCGCGGGGACGGGUCCUGAUGGACGGAUGCAAAGGCGGCCAUUACCCUGCACUCCGGGGGAGCCCCUUCGAGAUAAACUGCCUCCAGCUCCCCCAAACCGGCCGAUGGCUGACUGGAACUCCAGGCCUGUUCCCAAGGCUCCCACCUCAUCUUCCUCAUCCUCCUCGUCAUCUUCCUCGUCCACCCAAGUGUCGAGUCUGGGUGGGGAUAUCCGGGCAGGUGUUAGAGAACUCUCCAACCGACACUCCCUCCCCUUGGCGCUGCCCUCAGCUCUGGACACACGCUCGGACUCGCAGAAGAACAACAGCUCCCUCAGUCUGGAUCAUCAGCUGAAUUUUGCCGCAGCAGCCGGUCAAGAUUAUGACAACCCCAAAGUCAAGCCCUCAGUUUCAGCCAACGCUAUCUAUGCACUGGCAAACAGAGCGACUUCAGCUUUGAGGUCAGUGGCAAGCGAGGAUGCACGCGACAGCGACGAGGAGUCAGAGUACAUGAUCCCCUCGUCUCGUCCUGUCCUGCCCCCCAUCACAGCACCACCUGUAGGAGAUUCUCCACCAGUCCUGAGGCCGCAACAUCAGUCUCUAUCAGCACUCCAGUCACAGGCUCAAGCCCCCACCCUCAACUCAAGGCUGGCACUGGGUGAACUAGAGGAUGGUGGACCUCAAAUGUAUGAAGCCAUGUACAACAUCCAAGCCAGGUCACAGCAAGCCAGAGAUUCAGAUUAUUCAGAGUUGCCCCCUCUGGCACUGACCAAUGGUCCCAGAGACCACCCAGCAGAGGACAGAGAAGAAGAGGAAAAUGGCUACGAUUUCCCGAAACCCCGACUGCCGUUGCCCCCUGCACGACGGACCCUUUCAGAACUGGCAGGGUCUUCUUCCUCCUCUUCAUCCUCUUCUUCGAGUUCAUCCUCCACAGCUGCUUUCAGCCGCCUUUCUUUAGAUUCUGACGCUGGAGCUGCUGCAUCCUUCUCAGAUAUGGUGGAAGCACCAGAGAGACCCCCAAAGCCCCUGCCCAGACGAAUCAACUCAGAGCGUCGGCACAGCCCUGUCCCACCCGUCCCUGGCGUUCCCAGCAGUGGAGCAACAGGAGGAGAAGCCAACUCUCAAAUUAGUAGUGAGAUAGAGCACCUCAUGAGUCAGGGAUACUCGUACCAGGACAUCCAGAAAGCACUGAUGAUUGCACAGAACAAUAUUGAAAUGGCUAAAAAUAUCCUGCGCGAGUUUGUCUCUAUUCCCUCCACCGCGCAUAUUCUCACAUAGCACACUUCCUGUGCCCUCUCUCAUGUUUGCUCUCUCGCCCUCGCUUGGCCCAGCCUGGUUGGGUUAAGGUUGGCACAGCCCAACCCAAAGCCCAUUGCCUGCAGCACUACCUCCGGUGCUGGCUGACGCCCCACGCCCCUGUGGAUUUUAUAACUGGCUGUUACUCCAGUGAGCUCACAGCAUCUCUGGGACUCUGCGCCCUGCACUCCAUGCGCUUUCAACAGUGUCUGGCCUUCUUUUAAACUGCUCCAGCAGGCCUCUUCCUUUUCAAGAACAUCUCCGCAGGACCGACUGAGCGCAUGUGGAACAAUGAUGGGGACGCCACAUGGUGUGAGACAUUUCGCAGGAAUCCUGGGAAGACAGAUUCUUAUCUUUCAUUUUGAAGCCUCUUGCUGAAAAUGUAACCAACACCUCACAAAUAAAACUAAAAAUGUAUGUCUAUAUGAAAAUUUAAUAUAUGAGUAAAUGUAUAUUAAAUGUGUGUAAUAUAUACAGUACGUGCAUAUACAGUAUGUGAAAAUGAUUUCAGCUUGGAGGGUCGCUGUUGGUACAAGCGUUGUGGGUAGACAGGGACCAGAUUCUGUUGGACUGAGGCAUGUGAGUGUGGAGAAGUAUCUGUGAGGAAGAGGAAGAGUCAGAGGGGUCUUCCUCACCAGGAUCUGUCAGUCAGCAGCAGCUUAGAAGACAUGCAGCGGCGCUUUUUCAUUAUGAAUUCAGUCUGUUAUGGCCUUUGAUUAACAACAUUUCUUUGGUACUUUUUUUUUUUGUUUUUUUGUUUUUUUUAGAGAACAUGCUUGUUUUGUCGUGUUGUAUCUUUUCAACGUAGCAUGACGAUGGUUUCAGGUCUGGACUGUUAUCUGGCAGUGUGUGUCUGUGUGUGUGUGUAUCUCUGUGUGUGUGUGUGUGUGUGUGUGUGUGUGUGUGUGUGUGUGUGUGUGUGUGUGUGAGUGUGAGUGUGUGUGAGUGUGUGUGAACUGCUCUUAAAUGAACCCCUGUUCCUGUACAACAUGAAUGUGGAAUUACAGUCAGUAUACUCAGACUACUGCUCUAACUCAUAUGGCAGGGCCUAGUGUAGCUGUACAGCCUGGCAGUGAGAUAAUUAGAGGACGUACUAAUGUUGACGACCCUGCAGUACCAGACAGGCUAGUGUUCUGUGAUCCGUGGCGGCUGAAACGUUUUCAUUUUGUCUUUUGGCUGGCUGGCUCGGGUUUCUGUCUCCAGCUCGGUCCGGUGUUAUGAAACAAAAAAAAAAAAAUGUUAUUGAUUUACUUUGGUAAUAUAUUAUUGUAAUAUGAUCAUAAAUAUUGUUAUUAUCAUUAAUUCAGAAGUGCUUCACUGCUGCUACUAUUGUUAGUGCUAAACAAUUAAGCCUUAAAUGUACAUUUGUGAAUAUUGUGUUUAACCGUGUUCUUUAAAGUGACAGUAUCGCCCGUGUUUCUCCAGUCCGUAAUGUAGCAUACUUGAAAGUACAAGCGGCUUGUGAGCCUGCAGCCCUCUCAAGCUGUCGACUCUUCAGUGUUUUUAAACCUUUUUUUUUUUUUUUCCUCUCUGAUUCUCUGCAGGUCGACUCUGUAAUAAAGCAAAACAAAAUGCAUUUAGUCAUAGAUUCAGGCUUCACUUUGACAUCCAUUUCCUUUCUUCUCGGGGGAUCGCCCCAUUAAAAGGAAGUGAAUUGCUGAGGCUUUUAAAAAAAAAAAAGUAGGCUCAUGGGUUUGCUGGCCCACCCCCAAGUCUACAUUAAAAAUCAGUAUUUGGGCCAACUGUAAGAACUAACUCAGGAAUAAUGUUUAUCUUAACAAGUGGCGUUCACCCUGGAUGUCCAAAACCGGAGAAGACUCUUUAUUGGCAUAGACAGCAGCUCAUCUGCCAUCUUCUGCUUGUCCAGGUGACAUGUAGCCUAAAGUAUCCACUUAAUGAAGUCACACCAGUAGCCUAUUACUUUUUUUUUUUUUUUUUUUUUUUUUUUUUGGUCACAUUAUAACUUGCACAUUUUACAUUUUAUUUCCUUUGUUCGCAGGACUAGAGAGAGCAGCUUCAUUUCCAGGUACUAUGAAUGAACAGAUUAAUAAAUGCAAAGGAGCUUUUAGGUACAUUGACUUGAACCUCUCCCAGCAUAUGAAGAAUGUUUUUUGUUUAUUUUGGGAGGAUGUGAAUCCUGUCAAUAGCUAAUUAGCUUUAGCUUAUACUGGGUAAUGCUGUCUGUUGACUGGACGCUAUCUCCGCGUGCUGUCCGGCCAUCCUCUAGUUCCUUUUUUUUUUUUUUUUUUUUUUUUCUGUUCCUAGUUGCCUUGAGAAACUUCUUGAAUGAUGGGUAAUGGACAUGGGGAGUUCCCCCGAUCCUCAUUACUGUACCAAUGUUUUGUUAAUGUUUCGAGGACAGCGCAAGUCAUUGUUGUGUAUUAUUUACCUUUUUAUUUGUUUUUCACACAGUAUACCAAUUUGUGCUUUGAUACUGUCACUCUAAAGGAAAGCAAAUUGUAUAGUUAGUGGUAUAAAAGAAAAAAAAGGCUGUUUUUAUUUCAGUUUGCAUUCCUGUACAUGUAUUUUUGUUCCAAAGGUUUUGUUUACUUAAGUGAAUAAUUCUGUGAGCAGUGCCAUAUGUUUAGAGAUCUUCACCAUGUUUAGAGUAAGGCCUUUAUUUUUUGAAGAGAGUGUGUAGGUACCAAUCUGUACCUGUUGAUCUCUGAAGGUAAGAUUGUUGCAGUAUUGCUUGUAUUAGUCUUUCCCCCUCUGCCUUGUCAGCCGUGUCAGCGUCAUCUGUAAAGUACAAGCACUGAUCUGUGAAAGGCCUCAGCUUCCUUUCGUUCAUCUCUCUUCACAUGAAAGAUGAACCAGAUCCCAGAUCAGCACUAAAGCCUCAGAGGUGCCUGAAGAGCACCAGCCCUGUUACCACCCCCCCGUCCCCAAGUCGGGGGGGAACUUCAACUUUCUGCCAGAAGAGGGAGCCGUUGUUCCAUGUAGCUGUGUCGCUUCUUAUCAGUAAAAGGCAUUCAUUAACUUUUUGAUGGUUUUUAAAGCUCAUAUCACUUUGGAAGUAUGCACAGUGCUGUUAAUAAAAUGAUAAGCAA